GGAAAACGCUCAAUGAGAGAGGUAGAGUAGAACGUUAAAAUUAUUACACUCUCAUUGAUAGUUUCACAUUGCCACGAGCCUUCUUUCCUUGAAUGAUAUCAACUUAUUUUAUUCUGGAUUUUCUUUUUCUUUUUGUUGAUUUUUUAGCCAUUUUCUUUUUUUUGUGUUAUGGCUCCAUCGUUCGCCAAAACGAUGAUUUUGCCAAUGUCAAUGUUGAAAUCAACACAGUACUUACCUAUAGUAUUAUGUAUUUUGUUCUUUACAUUUUUUUAAAGCUUGCAUGUAAGUAUCUAGAAUUCCAUCUGUUCUGUUCCGUGCUGUACGGAGUACAUGGUUUCGUACUGUUGUGUGACAUAUGUCACUGUCACAAAGAGUAAAUCAAAAAGCAACAUCACAUCUUGUUUUCAGUUUUCAUUAUAUUUUGUUUGUUACCUCUAUUAAAAAUAUAUUGGUACUGUAUGGGACGCUAAAUAAAACAUUAGAUAAUUUAUUCUAUUUAUUGACAUCAUUAAAAAUGAGGCGUCGAGCUGGAGUGGGUGCAAUACAAAAACAAAAACUGGAGCAGGAAAAAUACAAAGAAAAGGGAUCCGAGAUCCAGGAAAACCAGUUCCAGCAAAUGUCAAAACAGCUGGAGGUAUUCAGGGAGAAUCUGGAAGAAUUCGCUACUAAACAUAAGAACGAAAUAAAGAAGAAUGCUCAAUUUAGGAGACAGUUCCAGGAGAUGUGCGCGGCAAUUGGAGUCGAUCCCUUGGCCUCAGGAAAGGGGUUUUGGUCUGUUUUAGGGAUAGGAGAUUUCUAUUACGAAUUGGGAGUGCAAAUUGUGGAAGUAUGUUUAGCUACUAACUACAAGAAUGGCGGCCUUAUAACACUAGAGGAAUUACGGACGAGACUCAUAGCAGCCAGAGGGAAAGCAAAGAAACACCAGGAAAUCACCAAUGAAGAUCUGUUGGCUGCUGUAAAGAAGUUGAAGAUUUUUGGAAAUGGGUUUACUGUGGUUCCCAUAGGCAAAGGCAAAUGGCUAGUUCAGUCUGUGCCAGGCGAGCUGAACUUAGACCAAACAUUGGUGCUGCAAAAGGCUAGUUCAUUGGGCACUGCAUGGGUCUCGUCGACCAUCCUUAUUGGUGACUUAGGAUGGACCGAUACCCGAGCAGAAAGUGCCCUGAACCACAUGGUCCGGGAAGGGCUGGCCUGGGUGGACACUCAGGAUCCCAGGGAGACGCUGUACUGGUUCCCGAGCAUGUUCGCAGAGUGUGUCUCUGCUUCCUAGUACUGAGGUUGCAUUUUAAGUUUAUUUUAUACUAUUGACCAUAUAUGUUCAAGAAUCCAGUGUAUUGACUUGCAUUACUAUGAAAUGCGCACUGUCGUGUAAAGGGGUGGGGCGUAUUUAUUUCGUAUUUCGUUUUCCGCUUCCCUGCUCCGUUUGCCUCAGCCCCGCGUAUCGUUACCCAACAACUAAAUGGAAAUUACACUUGAAUUUUGACAAAAGUUGCACUUACUUUUUUGUACUGUUUUGAUAUCAAAAUUUACUGCAAUAUAUGUUGAAGUCGAGUUCUAACAUGACCUUAAUCAUUUAUGAAUUUGGAUGUGAAAUUUACGAGAUAAAGGAUGAGAGCUUCUAUAGAUUUUGUUGCCCAAGGAAUUGAAAAAUUAUUCCGAAAACUAAAUAUUAUAAAAUCUAAAUUUUCAUCUACUAAAUAUAUGUAUAUUCUGUGAUCAAAUACGAAAAAAUGUAAAUAACAUAACAUAGUUUAUACUGUAUGUAAUACUGUAAAUAACAUGAAUAAUUGAUAUUGCA
Messenger RNA from Plodia interpunctella (Indianmeal moth), 1795 nucleotides. RefSeq names its product larsen (gene lsn). Gene Ontology annotation, cellular component: ESCRT II complex. The record is from RefSeq and is a predicted model, not a curated record. NCBI's taxonomy places the organism in Eukaryota, Metazoa, Arthropoda, Insecta, Lepidoptera, Pyralidae. Gene Ontology annotation, biological process: protein transport to vacuole involved in ubiquitin-dependent protein catabolic process via the multivesicular body sorting pathway. The transcript is spliced from 4 exons. Bases 356 to 1267 code for a protein of 303 amino acids.